UAUGGGCGGGCUUACGCUGCGACGCACGGUGCUCGAUCGAUAGUAAACCGGACUGUGUGCGCAUCACCAGCUCCAGUCCCAGCAUCUCUCUGCUCCAUCCAACACCCUCCUGCUCCUGCCCAUCAUCUCCAGCCUUUAUAAUGACCUUCAGGCUGUGUCUUAGUUGAAUGGUCGCUGUUUAUCCGCCGUGGCUGCGCUCCUCAUUGUUGCUGCUGUGGAGGGAAUCGGAUACCUGCCCUGCCGCCGCCGCUGCUGCUGCUGCUGCGUCGGCAUCACUGCAGAGUGUUUUGGGGGGUGACAGCGCGUCAUAGCCUACAUUUGGGUGUAUUCUGCCUGUGACAGUGACCAUGGCGAAAACAGUCUCACCGUCCAGUGCAAUAACAGGUGAAAAGAUGGCCCCACCAUCCAUCACUCUACUUCCCGACAAGAGAUCUCCGACAAACGGUCACAGCUCUCCAGUCCGAACUGGAAAAACUACUCCAUCAAACACAGAGAAGAAGCCACACAUGAAUGGACACGCGUCCCCUUCUCACUUAGCGGCUAACAUCAACAACAACCAUGCAGGUAAACAAAUCGUGGAAGGUUAUAUGAAGACGGACGACAGGAUGCGAUUAGCCAAAGAGAGACGUGAGGAGAGGGAGAGAAGCCUGGCGGCCAGGGAGCAGCUGAUCAGGGAGAAAGAGCGCAGGGCUCGGCUGCAGUACGAACGCACAGUGGAGGAGCGCUGGAGGCGGCUGGAGGAGCAUAGGCAGAAAGAGGAGCUCCGCAGAGCUGCAGUGGAGGAGAAGAGGAGGCAGCAGCUCGAGGAGGAGAGGGAGCGGCUGGAGGCCCUGAUGAAACGCUCCCUUGAACGAAGCCUUCAGCUGGAGCAGAGAACCAAACGCUGGAGCAGAGCCUGCCCCACUGGAGCAGGUGACAGUGAGAAUGCCCCACUCCCUUUCUCUGCUGCCUCCGCCUUUUCCCAUGGCAUUGCCUCCCCCCUUCCUGCUGUCAGCGAAUCUGCGCCCUGCAGCCCUCACAGGUCACCUUUCUGCAGCUCGCUGAACCCUGCAGAUCACAACAGAGCUGGACUUCAGGGUGGCUCUCGGUCCACUCCCAAUACCCCCAAGAAAGAGCGUCUGCGCAGAGACAGAAGAACUGCAUCCCCAGGUUGUGGAUCCCCUGCGAGAAGAUCUGAAUCCCCUGCUAGUGUCACCAAGCACUUGGCUUCCCCUACUACCUCCAAAAUUUUUAAGCCAAACAAAUCUUCUGUGUGCAGGCUGGCAUCAAAGAUGCGUGCCCAGUCUCCUAGCAAUGCACAUCAGUACCAUUACUCUCCUACAAGACAUCGUCCAAACCUGUCAAGUGAUGAUUGGAAAGCAGAAGAGAAGAAGGUGGAAAGGCACAGUGAAUCCAAAGAUGAAACUGCAGUGAAAAAUAAUACCGACAACAACAGCAUGAAGACAACCCUACAAGCGGAGAAGAAUGCAGUCAACGUUGAAACCACUCAACCCAAAUCACCUAAAGGGGAAACUUUUGAUAAGCAGCUCAAAGGUGACACAUGUGAAAAAAAUCAGUCCCCUGACAGAAAAGACCACAUGUCUCCCAAAGUGGAAUCCUCAGAGAAGAAGACGCAGAGCAAUGCUCAGGAUACACACAAGAAAAAAGAAUCAGCACCAUGUGCGUCCACAGUGAAGGUGGCAGCUGGCACAACAAAUGCAGAGGAGGCUACCAGGUUGCUGGCAGAGCGUAGGCGUCAGGCUCGAGCUCAGAAAGAACUAGAAGAUAAAAAACGUGAACUAGGGGAACAAGAAAGACUAAGAGAAGAACAGUUGAGGAAGCAACUCGCUCAAGAGCAGCGGCAACAGGAGGCAAAGACUCAACAAGUGAAGGAAAAGGCGAAAAAUGAGGAAGACCCUCAAAGGAUGAAAAAAGAAGACAUACAAGAGAAGGAGGAGGAAGAGAAGGAGCAACAGAUGGACAAUGAGAGAGACAAAGCCAAAGCCCAGGCACAAGAGGAUGCUGAGCGUCAGCGGCAAGACAGAGAAAUGCUGACACAACAAGAAGAGGAGGAGAGGCAACUAAGAAAAAAGAGAAUUGAGGAGAUCAUGAAGAGAACUAGGAAGGGUGAAGCCGACCUGAAGAAGGAGGAAGAGGUGGAGACAAAGCCCGUCUUACCACCAGGUGAAGUAAAGCCUGUUCAGACUAAUGCUCAGGUGAACGAGCAAGCAAUCAAAAAGGUUGAGCUUCAGGUUAAAGAGCAGGUCACAGUCCAGGUCAACAGUGCCCUGGUGAAGAAAGAAGCAGCAGCAGCAGCAGCAACAGCACAGAUGGACAGUCAGAAGAGUCUCCAAGUUAAAAACCACACUCAUCAAGUGACACCAACACACAGUGUUCCUGACAAGAGACCGGAAGCCAAAAAAGGCAGUGAAGAGCACGGCGGCCAGACUCACAAAGAGGGCAAUUCCGGUGUCUUAAAGCAGCAGGGAAGAGAGGUGGAAAUGAAUGUAAACAAGCAGCACAAAGCAAAUGUUAAAGCCACAGACCAAAUAAAUAAACAGCAGACAAAGCAGGCAGCAGAUGCCAAAGUCAACCAAAAGGAGGGCGGUAUGAUGAAUGGAGCAGUGAAGGGUGAGAAAACAGCCUUGAAGAGUAGUCAUCUAACUGCCGAGGCAAGCAAACAACAAAGCCUGCGUGUAUCAACAGCUGAGGGCAAAGCUAAAGGAGGGUCCCAGGUGCAGGUUAUUAGACCCUCUCUGACAACCCUGCCAGUUGCACACCUAUCACCGCCAGUCAUCAAGCUGGAGCCGCUAGAUGUGAAGCGUUCGGGGUCUUGUGACGAGGUGCAGUCCAUGGAGGUCAGCCCGGCUUCAAAGGAGGAACUUAUCUCAAUCCCAGAGUUCUCACCAGUCAACGAAAUCCAGCCCAGCAGUGUGAGCAACACCCGAGCUCUUGAAGAUCUAAUGGACCUGACGGGCAGUGUCACCUACCCCAAACUGUCCUCUGAUGGCAACAUAGGUGACUGCAACAAGAACCUCAUUGAGGGAGUUGUUAGUCCCAUGUCAGACUCAAAGCUCACUGGGGUGUCAACCCCGUCCUCAAAUAAACUUAGCAUUAAGUAGUCCAUUAAUCUCUCUCGCUUGCCUUCUCUCUCUCUCUCUUCCCUCUUUCUGUCACACACUCAUUGGGAGUCACUACAUUUAUGGGAAUAGAGCCAUAGAGAUUGACAAAAAAACAAAAAAAAACAAAUAACAUAGAUUCCUCACUGGGUGCCAGUUCAGUCCCAGUAAUAAAACCCUGCUCAGAGCACCGAUGACUGCAUUUGUACCUCUGCCUUUCCACAUGCCCUCUUAAGCCUUUAAAUCUAAUUCAGUGUGUUGCUGGGAAAGGCAUGACCUAAUUUUUAAUACGUGUCCUUUCUAGGUAAUGUUAUUCAUGCAUGUAUUGGUGACUGAUUUGGCUGGAACGUAAUGGAUUUAUCUGGCAAACUAAAAUCCAGCAAGACUCUCAGGACCACUGCAGUCCUUCACCCUUUCUAACCCAGCAAGGUCUCAUAAUGGGAUUGUUCACAUUUUUAAUUUCAUGGCAAUGAGAUAUGAUUCCCUUUAUUCUAUUUUUUUUAAAUCUUUAACUGGGACUUUCUAACUGCACGUGAGUGAGGAAAAUGAUCCCAAAGCUGUCAACUUGAAUGUUAUUGCACAUUGAAAAAGAAAACACGACAUCAACACAAAUGAUGGUACAUACUUCAUGUUUGUUGCAGACUAAUCGCUAACUUGGACUCUCUUGCAAAUAUCCAGUUAUUGUAUUUAUAAAAGCUUAUUUCAAUAGCAAGGCAUCCAUUUUUCAAUGUUUCCAGUGAUGGAAAUACUGACAGCUGAGCAACCUUCAACUUCUGUAGGUGUGCCUUGCUAUGUAAAGGGUUUCCCAGGCACAGCACUAAUGGAUGCAUUAAUCUAUAGACAUCCAGUAACAUACACACAUUCUAAUCAAUAGAUUUUUGGCUAUUGAUGUGAAACUGAAGUGCACUGGGGCAGGAAUGUUUGCUUAACAAUCAACUCGUAAGUGUGCCCUUUAGCUAUAAAUAUGCUGUUUGCUGUUACAGUUUUUCUCCCUCCAUCAUGUUAUACGUGUGUGGUCCUGUAGGAAUUAUCCAGUGGGCUCCUUACACUUCUUGAGCAAUUCAUAAACUGACUAAUAAUUGCAAUUUUUCAUUUUCUGUGUCAUGUCUAAAUAUAAUUUCAAUAGAGAUGCCUUAAGAGGGACUGAUUUAAUGGAUUUUAGUGUCAGUCUUCUGGCUGUGUAUGUUUAUCCUUUCUGUUCGGCCACUGGGAUCAUUGUGUGUGACCUGUAAUACUUGAACCUCGGUUUAACACACAUUCUCUCCGCCAACAAUCUGCAAACGAUUAUACCAACAGCUUGUACACAUUAGUGGGUCUCUUAUUAAGUGACAUUUAGAGUUUGUGUUCCUCAGACAAUACAUAGCAAGGUGUUUUUAAUUGUCUUAAGUGAAGUAGCCAUAUAUGUAUGUUACAUACAGGUUUUGAAAUUUAGGGUUUGCUGUAUAUUUUGCAUAUUCAAACACUGCUGUUCCACAAUGACUAAAAGGCUGCUUUUUGCAAAAGGGACUGAUUUUAAAUCUAGGAGAAAUUAUAUACAGUAUACAACCACUUCAAAAAGUAUUCAAGUCUGCUCAUAGCCAUAUGUCAAAACAGUCAAUCACUGUCAGCUUAACUCCUUAAGUUAUGUAAUUAAUGUAGACAUUGUGCAUGGUUAGCAUGGUCAUAACAAUGUUAUCUGAAACAAUAAAAUGUAAAACUCUGAA
Molecule: messenger RNA, 4801 nt
Organism: Dicentrarchus labrax (European seabass)
Lineage: Eukaryota; Metazoa; Chordata; Actinopteri; Moronidae
Gene: map7d2a
Product: MAP7 domain containing 2a
Exons: 17
Coding region: 348-3101 (917 amino acids)
Biological process (GO): microtubule cytoskeleton organization
Cellular component (GO): microtubule cytoskeleton
Source: RefSeq, a predicted model, not a curated record